Messenger RNA from Oreochromis aureus, 3639 nucleotides. RefSeq names its product GTPase IMAP family member 8-like. The record is from RefSeq and is a predicted model, not a curated record. The transcript has 5 exons. Gene Ontology annotation, molecular function: GTP binding. Lineage: Eukaryota; Metazoa; Chordata; Actinopteri; Cichliformes; Cichlidae. The coding region runs from base 121 to 2853 and encodes 910 amino acids.
AAGAAGCAGGCGCCAUGUCUCACCUGUGAACUCAGAGGACGACGAACAGGUCUGCUUCACCUUUGUUAGCUGUGUUUGUGCUGUGAGUUCAUCCCCUGGUCUUUUCAGAAAACUGACAUCAUGGCAACCAAAACAGCUGCACGUGAACUCAGGAUAAUGCUGUUUGGAAAAAGUGAGAAGAAGAAAUCAGCCCUGGAAAAGCUCCUCGUUGGGAAAAAAGAGUCUAAAGGUUUUGGAGGAAAGCAAUCUGGUGCUGCCUCUGGAGAGUGGAACAGGAAACCUCUCACAGUUGUAAAAACUCCCGACAUCUUCAGCCUGCCUGUGGAAGCGCUGUUUAAAGUGAUGAAGAGCUGUGUGAGUCUCUGUCCUCCUGGACCAAACGUUCUGCUGCUGUUAGUGAAACCUUCUGAUUUCACUGAGGAGAACAGACAGACUCUGAAUUUGGUUCUGAGCUUGUUUGGUCAAGAUGCUUUUAAUCACUCCAUCGUCAUCCUAACACAUAAUCACGAAGGGAAUAACUCAGUGGAUAAACUCAUUGAAGAAUCCAAACAAAGGCAGCACUUCGUUAAUUUUGACAGAAAAGACUCCUUCUCAGAUUCCUCAGAGUUGAUGGAAGAAAUGAAUGAGAUAGUGAGUAAAAACUGGGGGAAAUAUCUAAUGUUAAAAGAAGAGGUUAAACCCAAUCUGAAGUCCAGUGUAAACCUGGUUCUGUGUGGGAGGAGAGGAGCAGGGAAGACGUCAGCAGCCAAGGCCAUUUUAGGUCAGACUGAGCUUCAUUCAGUCUCCAACUCAUCAGAGUGUGUUAAACAUCAGGGAGAGGUGUGUGAACGUUGGGUUUCCCUGGUGGAGCUGCCUGCCCUGUAUGGAAAACCUCAGGAGGCAGUGAUGGAGGAAUCACUCAGGUGUAUCUCCCUCUGUGAUCCUGAGGGUGUCCAUGCCUUCAUCCUGGUCCUACCUGUGGCUCCCCUCACUGAUGAAGACAAGAGAGAGUUAGAGACCAUCCAGGAUGCAUUCGGCUCUCGAGUCAAUGACUUCACCAUGAUUCUGUUCACUGUGGACUCAGAUCCUACAGAUCCAGCUGUUCUUAACUUUCUAAAGGAAGACAAGGACAUCCAGGAGCUCUGUGAGAGCUGUGGAGGAAGAUCAGUUGUUCUCAACAUCAAGAAAAAACAGCAGAUCCCAGAGAUGUUUGAGAUUGUUGACAAAAUUAGUCAGCCCACAGGACAACUGUGCUGUUACACAGCCACAACAUUUUUACACGCACAAAUGGAGAAAGUCUUAAAACUUGUCACUGGUGGUGAAGUUGGAGAACAGGACUCAGACUGUCUCAGGAUUGUGCUGAUUGGAAAGACCGGCUGUGGAAAGAGCUCUACAGGAAACACCAUUUUAGGAAGAGACGAGUUUAAAGCUGAAUCAAGUCAAAUAUCAGUUACACAGAAGUGUCAUAAAGUACACGGUGAGGUGGACGGUCAUCCUGUUCUUGUGGUUGACACUCCUGGUCUGUUUGACACAAGUUUGUCCAAUGAGGAGGUUCUAGAAGAGCUGGUGAAAUGUGUCAGCCUCCUGGCUCCAGGACCACAUGUCUUCCUGUUGGUGAUUCAUAUUGGCAGAUUCACAGCAGAGGAGAAGGAGACACUGAAACUCAUCAAGCAAUUCUUUGGGAAGAAUUCUGAAAAGUUCACCAUCGUUCUUUUAACCAGAGGAGAUGAACUGGAGCAUAGCAGAUUGUCCUCAGAGGACUACAUCAAAAACAACUGUGAUCCUUCCUUUAAGAAGCUGAUCUCUGACUGUGGAGGAAGAUACCACGUGUUCAAUAACAAUGACAAACAAAAUAAAAAACAAGUCAGUGAGCUGAUAGCAAAGAUUGACACCAUGAUGAAGGACAAUGGAAGGCGCUGCUUUACCAACAAGAUGCUGCAAGAGGCUGAAACUGCGAUAAGGAAGGAGAUGCAGAAGAUUUUAAAGGAGAAGGAAGAAGAGAUGCAAAAAGAAAAGGAAGAAAUUGAAAGAAGAUAUAUAAAAGAAAUGGAGGAUAUGAAGAAAAGAAUCGAUGAAGAGAGAGAAAAGGAGAGAAUACAGAGAGAAAAAGAUCUAGAAAAAAUGAAAAAUAAAAUUAGGGAAGAAGAAGAGAAGAGAAAGCAGGAACAGGAAAUCAGGGAAAAGGAGAAAAGGGAAAAGGAAGCAGAAGAAGAAAGACGUCGACAAGAAUUUGAAAAAGAACUUGAAAUGCUGGACAAACAAAUUCAGUCAGAAAAAGAGGCAAAAGAAAAUGUCGACAGAAAACUGGAAGAAGCCAGAGAAGAGAUGAGAAGAAAACAAGAGGAGUGGGAGAAAGAACAGAAAGAAUGGUGGGACAAACAACGACAUGAAGAAGACAAAAGACGAGAGGAAGAGAAAGAAAAAAUGAAAAAACUACAGGAAGAUUAUAACGAAAAGCUGAAAUGUGAAAAAAUCAAUAAAGAGGAGGAUCAAAGAAGAAGAGAACAGGAAAUAAAAGGAUUGGAGGAAAUUCAUAAGAAAACUCUGGAUGAUCUAAAGAAGAAACAUGAAGAGGAAGCCAGAAAGAAAGCUGAAGAGUUCAACCAAGCCCAGAAGAAACACAUCGACGAAUUAGCAAAACAGAGGGAAGAACAUAAGAAGGAAAUGUAUGACUUAGUGAAACGUGUGACCAAAAAGACUGAAAAUCUGAAUAAGAUCAAGAAUUUAAUGCAAAAACAUGAAAAACAAAUCAAUCGGACUAAUGAGGAGGACAUGGAAGACCUCCAGGAAAAACAAAAAGAUCAACUAAAUGAGUUGAUGAAAAACAUUUUGGGAGAAGAGAUCAGCAGCUCAUCAGCCUGCAGCAUUUUAUGAAAUGAAACGUCAGAUGUUCUUCUCUUUCUGUCAUUUAGAUAAGAGAAUCUUUAAAGUAGCACUGAUUUGUUGUUGAGCAUGUUUUACUCCUGCUGUCGAUCACAGCCACAGAAACUGAUUAGUGAUCAUCAGUCUCAGCAGUGUCAUCAUUAAACCACAGGUCUUUACACCAACAUUAAAUAUGCUUCUGACUCAGACUGGUCAAACUAAUUCAUCUCAUGUACAGUAAUGACUUGUUGAUACAUGUUACUGCACUUCUGUGUUCCUGAGUUCUAACAUUGAUUUACUUUUAACCGUCCACUCAGGCUGCUCUGUGGUUUUAGUUCGACUUGAUUUGACCUCUGCUUUCGAUACAGUUGAUCACCACAUUUUAUUAUCGAGGCUAGAACAUGCUGUUGGUCUCAAAGGCAUAGUCCUAUCUUAGUUUAAAUCAGAUCUCUCAGAGAGGACUUUCUCCGUUGCUAUGAGGCAGUACUUUUCCUCUUCUGCCCAUAUCUACUGUGGUGUGCCCCAGGGGUCUGUUCUUGGUCCUACUUUGUUCUCCCUGUAUAUGCUGCCUUUGGACUAUACUUUCAAAAAAUAUUAACAUCUCUUUUCACUGCUAAGCUGAUGACAUCCAAGUUUACUUCCCCCUGAACUUGGAUGUCUCUGACCCACUACAACCUUUGUUUAACUGUCUUCAUGAUGUUAAAGUUUGGUUAUCACAAAACUUUCUCGCAUCGAAUGAAAAUAAAACUGAAGUAAUAGUCUUUGAUAGACAUACCCCUUUGCUUCAGAAGCACUGUG